This is a messenger RNA of Tauraco erythrolophus (red-crested turaco), 5223 nucleotides long. The record is from RefSeq and is a predicted model, not a curated record. Lineage: Eukaryota; Metazoa; Chordata; Aves; Musophagiformes; Musophagidae.
AUGGCAUUAACAAAGGAUUCGUUUGAACGGAUUAAGUGGCUUAUCACAGCUGCCUGGUGGCUGCUGAUUGUUUUUUCAGCACAAGAAAUUGAUGGGGUAAUGUCUUUCAGCUUCUACAGCAACAGCGAUAAGUUUUUGCUUAUUGCUUCUAUUUGCCAGCAUGUUUAUGCUGAUGAGAGGUCCAAGAAGGGAGGAUAUGCAUAUAUUGAUCCAUGCGGAGGCCAGGAUUGUUCAGUUUGUCGGUGCUUUCCAGAAAAAGGAUCAAGAGGUCAGCCUGGUGAGCUGGGAGCUCAAGGUCCGAUUGGGUCCUUGGGAUCUACAGGACCAGCUGGUCUGCCCGGGCAAAAAGGACAGAGAGGUGAGAAUGGGCAGCCUGGGCCAGCUGGAGAAAAAGGUGAUAAGGGCCCAACUGGAGUCCCAGGAUUUCCUGGUUUGGAUGGUGUUCCUGGAUUACCAGGAACUGAAGGACCCAGGGGCAAGCAUGGUUUAGAUGGCUGCAAUGGCUCAAGAGGAGAUCCGGGAUUUCCAGGCGAAAAUGGUUAUGUUGGACCAAGAGGUCCUUAUGGAAAUCCAGGGCAAAAAGGAGAAAAAGGAAAUUCAGUGUAUGUUUCACAUUUUGGAAAAGGACCUCCAGGAGACAGAGGUGAUCCUGGACCUCCUGGCAUGCCUGGACCUAGAGGGUCAAGAGGUACAACGGGCCCAUCUGGAUACCCAGGCCAACCAGGCUUGCCUGGUACUCCAGGUUACCCUGGUUUGCCAGGUGAACAGGGAAAUCCAGGUAUUGGAGUGGACGGACAAAAGGGGGAGCCGGGUGAUGUUGGACUUCCUGGGCCACCUGGGUCACCACUGUUAGUUGGACCUCCUGGAGCUCAGCUGUUCAAAGGAGAAAAGGGCCAAAAAGGACUGCCUGGGGUAACAGGAUACAGAGGGCCACGUGGACCCAAAGGUGAUCCUGGUUCUUACGGACCUGCAGGUUUUCCUGGAAUGAAGGGGGAUCCAGGGGAAGAAGGGCCCCCAGGUCCUCCUGGAGCUGUUGGAACUUCGCUGCUUCCUAUAAAAGGUCCACGAGGAGAUCCUGGAUUUCCGGGUCCUGCUGGUGAUAUGGGAGCAGCUGGACCAAUUGGUCGUGCAGGCCUGCUAGGAAGACCGGGAGAUGAUGGAACAAGUCUGCCUGGCCUACCAGGAUCAAGUGGGGCACCAGGACCUCAAGGUUUUCAAGGUGACCCUGGUUUCCCUGGAACAGGUGAAUCAAUCCCAGGAAGACCUGGAUUUCCUGGACCACCAGGCCUACCAGGACAGCCAGGAAGACAGGGCUUACCUGGACUACCCAGUGUAAUCUGUAUUGACAGAGGAGUCCCUGGAGAAGCUGGAGCAAAAGGUCAAAUAGGCCUUCCAGGAAGAAAAGGUGAAAAAGGAGAAAAGGGAAAUCAAGGCCUCUGCUCAUGUAGUGCUGGUCCUCCUGGUCCCCGUGGUAUGCAAGGACCUCCAGGUACUCAAGGAAGGAAAGGACAAAUGGGAUACCCUGGAAGACAUGGAGAGAAGGGUGACCCAGGCGUAUCUGGUGCAAUGGGAUCACCAGGCCUCCCUGGGACACCUGGUUCUGCUGGACAACAUGGUGAAAAAGGAGAGAAGGGUGAUCCAGGAAGAAUUAGAAUAAAAGGAAUAAAAGGUGAAAGAGGUCCUACUGGGGUUCCAGGAUUUCCAGGCCAAAGAGGUAAUGAUGGCAGAGAUGGGGAACUAGGAUUGCCUGGGGAAAAAGGAGAAGAGGGCCAUUCUGGAGUACCACUACCAGGUGAUAAAGGAUUCCCUGGAGUCCCAGGACUUCCUGGGGUAAAAGGACAGAUGGGAUUGCCUGGUUUGCGGCUUCCCGGCCCUCCAGGAGUCAGAGGUAGCCCUGGAGACUUUGGUGAUACUGGUAACGUUGGGCCACCUGGUCCAAAGGGCCAGAAAGGUGAGACUGUCUGCAUCACAUUACCGUACCCUGGAAACCCAGGUCCCCCUGGUUUUAAAGGUGUUCAAGGACCAAAGGGUUUAAAAGGACUCCCCGGCCGUCCUGGACCAAAUGGCUUUGAUGGGCAAAAAGGCCAUCAAGGCAGGCCAGGAGCAGGAAUCCCUGGGCCAGAAGGCUUUCGAGGCAGAGCUGGUGAUCCUGGUGAUGAAGGUGAAAGAGGAUCUACAGUUGAUGGUAAAGAUGGCCCUCCAGGUCCACCUGGCAUAGAUGGUCAGAAAGGUGUUCCAGGUGAUACAACAUAUGGUCCUCCAGGAAUCCCAGGCAACAGGGGACAGCCGGGACCCCCUGGUGCACAAGGAGCAAGGGGACAGCCUGGUACCCCAGGAUUUCCUGGUGCGAAAGGUUUUAGAGGCCCAGAAGGUGAUACAGGAGCACCAGGCUGUCCAGGCUUCCCUGGUCCACCAUGUGACAUGGGCUUACCAGGGCCACUAGGACUCAGAGGCGUCAUGGGCCUGCCAGGACCUCAAGGCUUACCAGGCUUUAAAGGACAGAGGGGAGACAGGGGCCUAACUGGGCCACCUGGAAUCAAAGGUCUCAAAGGCUCUCCUGGCUCACGAGGUCCCCCAGGUCCUCCAGGCUCCCGAGGACUUCCAGGACUUCCAGGCAAUAAAGGACCACCUGGUUUUCCAGGACAAACAGGAAGCAAAGGGAUUCAAGGACCCCAAGGAUUUCCAGGACUCCCAGGAACACAAGGCCCAAUGGGAAUCUCUGGUAUAAAAGGUGAAGAAGGAAAAAUGGGUCCGCCUGGGCCUAGUGGAGAGUGUGGGGAUACAGGAAUAAAAGGUGAAAGAGGUCCCCCAGGAGACAGUGGCUGUGUUAACAUCCGUCUUGAGAGAGGACAAAAAGGGGAGCCAGGGUUUCCUGGUGAGAACGGAUUUAGAGGUGAAAGAGGUGAAAAAGGCAGUACUGGUUUCAGAGGCACCCCAGGAUUUCCAGGGAAGAACGGUGUCCCAGGACUGCCAGGUGACCACGGUGACAUUGGGCUGAUGGGGUUUCCAGGACCACAGGGUUUCCCAGGACCAAAGGGCUUUAAAGGAAUGACAGGUUUUCGAGGACAUCCAGGUGACCAGGGUGAUGUUGGCUUACCAGGAAUCCCUGGAAAUGCAGGCCUGACUGGACCAAAAGGAUCUAAAGGCAAGAGAGGUGACCCAACUCCUCUGCUUGGUACCCAUGGUCAAAAAGGGCCUCCCGGAGAUCCAGGAUUACCAGGACUCUGUGGAUUCCCAGGAGAGAAAGGCUCACCAGGUAUCCAAGGACAACCUGGAAGACCAGGAUCCAAGGGUGACCCUGGGUACCCGGGAAUACCUGGAUUUCCAGGAGCUACAGGUCCUCAGGGAUUGCCAGGAGAACCUGGAGAAAAAGGGAAACAUGGAAUUUUGGGACUUCCAGGAUUGCAAGGAUUACCUGGAUCUCAGGGUAGAAAAGGUGUUCCUGGUCUGCCUGGACUGGAUGGCUUGGAUGGACUAAAAGGUCAAAAAGGUUCUGCAGGAGCUCCAGGUCAAAGUGAAAUGGGGCCCCCAGGAUACUCAGGAGAACCUGGACCAAAAGGAGACCGAGGUGAACCUGGACGGCCUGGUAUUUCUAUUCCAGGCCCCCCUGGAGAAAGGGGAUUCCCAGGAUUCCCAGGUAGAAGAGGACCUAUUGGACCCCCUGGACCUAUGGGAAGAUCUCGUGAUAGUGCUUCUCCUGGUCCUCCAGGUGAUCAAGGACCACCUGGUUUUGAUGGCAUCAGAGGUCAGCCUGGGAAUCCUGGUCCUCCUGGAGAGACUAUCUUCGUGCGAGGAGAUCCAGGUGAUAUCGGUAUUCGAGGGGCACCAGGUAAUCCUGGGCAGCGAGGGCAACAAGGAGCCAGAGGUCUUCCAGGGAACCAAGGAAGAGGAGGCCCAAAGGGUCCUAUGGGAAUCCAUGGCCCACAGGGUCCACCUGGUGCUAUAGGACAUCCAGGAGACCAAGGUUUUCAAGGAAUACCUGGUCCCAGAGGUCCCACAGGUACUUAUAGCAUUCCAGGUGAUCCUGGUGAACCAGGAAAAAUAGAUGAUUCAUGCCCUGCAAUCCCAGGGCUUCCUGGGGAAGCAGGCCAAAGAGGAGACGAUGGCUCUGUAGGAUUACCAGGGCCAAUAGGCCACCCUGGACCCCAAGGAAGAAAAGGUGAAGAAGGGUCAUGUGGCCUGCCAGGUCAAGAUGGGUUACCUGGGGCAUCUGGACCACCAGGUGACCAAGGGCAUAUAGGAGAGCACGGAUAUGCUGGGCCACAAGGUCCACCUGGCCAGACUGGUAUCCCAGGACCACCAGGCCCCCAUAUUAGAUCUGCAAGUGGAUUCUUGCUCGUCCUUCACAGUCAGUCAGACAGAGAACCACUCUGUCCACAGGGUAUGCCAAAAUUAUGGACUGGCUAUAGUCUGCUGUACCUGGAAGGACAGGAGAAAGCGCAUAAUCAAGAUCUUGGUCUGGCAGGAUCUUGUCUUCCUGUGUUUAAUACCAUGCCCUUUGCUUACUGCAAUAUCAACCAAGUUUGUUACUACGCCAGUCGAAACGAUAAGUCUUACUGGCUGUCAAGUGCUGCUCCUUUACCAAUGACACCACUCUCUGAAGAAGAAAUACAACCUUAUAUAAGCAGAUGUGCUGUAUGUGAGGCCCCAGCCCAAGCGGUAGCAGUUCACAGCCAGGAUCAGUCAAUUCCUCCCUGCCCAGCAAACUGGAGGAGCCUUUGGAUAGGAUAUUCUUUUUUGAUGCACACUGGAUCUGGUGAUCAGGGUGGUGGACAGUCCCUUAUGUCACCUGGAAGUUGCCUAGAAGACUUCAGAUCAGCGCCAUUCAUUGAAUGCCAGGGUCAGCGCGGAACAUGCCAAUUUUUUGCUAAUGAAUACAGUUUCUGGCUAACAACCGUGAUGCCUGAACUGCAGUUUGCGUCAGCCCCGCUGUCAGGAACUCUUAAAGAAGGACAAGAGCAGAGGAAAAAAAUCAGUAGAUGCCAGGUAUGCCUGAAGCAUGGCUAACAAGCAAAAGAAAACUGAACAGUUGGACUAAGACUUGCAUAAGGAUGAACAACAUGCUAAAGGUUUAAACAGUAUUUAAUAUUAGAAUAUAUUUGAAAGUGUGCAGCACUGUUCUUUUUGUUUGAAUGGAUAUAAAACUGAAAGAUGAAAGAUCUGUGAACAUCAUCCACCCAUGUACACACAUCUACAGGUAGUAAAAUCUAGUAUAAACAACUU